Nycticebus coucang (slow loris) is the source of this 1552-nucleotide messenger RNA. Its product is annotated as protein S100-A10-like. The record is from RefSeq and is a predicted model, not a curated record. Gene Ontology annotation, molecular function: transmembrane transporter binding. The coding region runs from base 773 to 1297 and encodes 174 amino acids. Gene Ontology annotation, cellular component: cytoplasm. Lineage: Eukaryota; Metazoa; Chordata; Mammalia; Primates; Lorisidae. The transcript has a single exon.
GUUUACUUGGACAUAUACUAACACUUAAUCUCAAACUCCUGGGCUCAACUUCAGCCUCCUGAGGAUAUGGAUUUUUUUGGCAAGUGACAUGAAAUGCCUCCCUAGUUUCAUCAGUAUGCAAAAGUUUCAAAAUACCAAUACCACUAUCACACUCACCAACACUGACAACAAUUUUUCCUCAAGUUUCCCUGAUUAUUUGAUUAAUAUCUCUCUCUCUCUUUUUUUUUUUUUGUAGAGACAGAGUCUCACUUUAUGGCCCUCGGUAGAGUGCUGUGGCAUCACACAGCUCACAGCAACCUCCAACUCCUGGGCUUAAGCGAUUCUCUUGCCUCAGCCUCCCGAGUAGCUGGGACUACAGGUGCCCGCCACAACGCCCAGCUAUUUUUUGGUUGCAGUUCGGCCGGGGCCAGGUUUGAACCCGCCACCCUCGGUAUAUGGGGCCGGCGCCUUACUGACUGAGCCACAGGCGCCACCCUGAUUAAUGUCUCUUAAUCUCUAGGUUUCCCUUGCAAUUUAUUUGUUGAAGAAGUCGGGGUUAUUUGUUACAUAUUUUGAGAGCUGGCGUUUGCUGAUUUUAACCCCAUAUUUUCACUCAAUAUGUGCCUCUGUCCAAAGCUUCCUUUCAAAAUAUAUACUUAAAAAGAAGUUUGAUUAAAUAUUAGUACAGGUAGUAUGUGGUUUUGACAAAAUUGUGAAGGUGGUGGGUAUCAGUUUAGGAAACACUAUUUCUAACAGUCUCUUAUGUGCCAGAGUAUGAUCCUCUAAAUCUAAUAUGAAUGCUUUCUCUUCAUUCAAAAUCUUCAAAUCUUGUGUGGAAACGAGGACACGGACUUGUAAAGUGAGCAGCCUCUCCCUCUGCCAGCAUCUGAAUACAGAGAUUUGGGUAUUUCUUCAGUGUGUGGGCUUUUCAGUUCUCCUUAAGACCUGUACUAAGGUGUUCGCCGCCCCGCACCUCAGCCAGCUAGCGUCUGCCGCGCCUCUUGGCCCAGUAGAUCUCACCAAAAUGCCAUCUCAGAUGGAGCACGCCAUGGAAACCAUGAUGUUCACAUUUCACAAAUUUGCCGGGGAUAAAGGCUACUUAACAAAGGAGGACCUCAGAGUGCUCAUGGAGAAGGAGUUCCCGGGAUUUUUGGAAAAUCAAAAAGACCCUCUGGCCUUAGACAAAAUGAUGAAGGACCUGGACCAGUGCCGAGAUGGCAAAGUGGGCUUCCAGAGCUGCUUUUUCCUAAUUGCGGGCCUCACCAUCGCGUGCAACAACUAUUUUGUAGCACACGUGAAGCAGAAGGGAAAGAAGUAGGCAGCACCGAGCAAUUACUCUGCCCUGAAAAGUGUUUUCUCAAAGGAUUGCUUCAAACAUCUGCCCCACAGCUUCUCCCUAUAUAAGGAUUUCAUGAGCAGAUCAGGAUCCUUAGAAUGUAUACAAAUAAAAUCCAACUCCCAUUUGUCAAGCAGAGAAGAAAAAGUUAAUUAAAUGCCAGAUGAGCUUUUGUUUUUUACAUUGUUUGCAUCCGCUUGCCCUCAAUAAACAUAAUCCUUUUUUUAGUUCCAAAUU